This is a messenger RNA of Limulus polyphemus (Atlantic horseshoe crab), 1476 nucleotides long. Its product is annotated as transcription factor Sox-11-like. NCBI's taxonomy places the organism in Eukaryota, Metazoa, Arthropoda, Merostomata, Xiphosura, Limulidae. Bases 314 to 1372 code for a protein of 352 amino acids. Gene Ontology annotation, biological process: regulation of DNA-templated transcription; cell differentiation; anatomical structure morphogenesis. The record is from RefSeq and is a predicted model, not a curated record. The transcript has a single exon. Gene Ontology annotation, molecular function: RNA polymerase II cis-regulatory region sequence-specific DNA binding; DNA-binding transcription factor activity, RNA polymerase II-specific.
GGGGCGCUAACCUUGAAGCUCAUUGGAUAACGAGAAUGUGAUAUCAGCAUUACGUACUUUCAAAUACCACAAUCUGACAGCAAGACGAGUUAGACGUUUGGUGUAUUCGAAAGAGAAAGGUCUAGUUGGGAGUUUGGAUAACUUAACUGCUGUGCGGUCGUCAGAAGCGUGGAUGUUAACGUUUUCUUAGCGCAGGUUACGAUAGUUUUACUGAAUUUUUGAAGAUUUUGUUGUACUGUGACUUGACAUGUCUUCCUAGUCUGUACAAGGGAAAUAAGGUGUGUUGCACUAAAAACUUAGGCGUACAACGUUCAUGUUACCACACAACGGACUCUCGACAAUGAUGGCUACAUCACCGUCGAGCAACGAUGACUUAGGUCAAGAUACAGAAAGAGGGGAGAUUAUGUUUGGUUCUAUGAAGGUUCUUUCGAACUCUCGCACUCCGUAUACGGAUGCUACACGGUGUAAAAAAGCAGCUAAUCAUAUUAAACGUCCUAUGAACGCUUUCAUGGUAUGGAGUCAGAUUGAACGCCGUAAGAUUUGUGAGCAACAACCUGAUAUGCACAACGCAGAAAUUAGUAAGCGGUUAGGGAAAAGGUGGAAGCUACUUACUGAUGAAGAGCGUCAACCUUUCAUUGAGGAAGCUGAACGAUUGCGCUUACUUCACAUGCAAGAAUAUCCUGAUUACAAAUACAGACCAAGAAAAAAAGUGAAGCCAACUUCGAAGUCUGAAAAGAAGAGUCCUGUGAAACACAAGUCUAACGGAGAUAAGGGUGGUAGUAAGCCUAAACAGCCAAGAUUUCAUCUAUCAAGUCCCACUGUAAACCAAACAACUGUCUCUACUAGUGGAAUAAAUCAUAACAGGCUCAAACUGAAGCUCACCAUCGAUAAGAAAUUUAAAGAAAGUAUUCGGCAGAGUAAACAGGUUCCUUUGUCUGUGAAUCAGUUCACACCUCCGGCCAAAGUACCGUGUUCGCCGUCAGAGGAUCAACCUUCUUCCCCGGAAAGCACCAACGUUAGCCUGUAUGAAGAUAACAUGUAUGCCAAAAAUACCAAAGCAAACUUGAUUACAGCAAAUAAAGCAGCGAUAUCUGUUAAGACUGAACCAGUUGAAGCUGUGGAAACAUCUAAUGGCUCACCUGACAACAGCCUAGUUGAUCUAGACACAUUGACCGAAGUGCUGUUAGUACCCUCUACGUGGGCUCAAGAACUGGGCAGUUUGAACAUUUCACCUUUGACGGACUUUGAUGCUUUGGAAACUGGUAGUACUAGUUCUGGCUCGCACUUUGAAUUUCCGGACUACCAGAAUUCAGAAGUGACCGAUAUUUUGGGAGAAGACUGGCUUGAUACUAGUUUUGCCACCUUUAUUUAACUGUUAGGCAGUCAACCCUUCAGCAAGAAACACUCAAACAGUGACCGUAAAGUUCUGUUGUUCCGUAGUUGUCUGUGUGAAAAGAUUAAUUAAUUCUUCGUGAA